Suillus plorans is the source of this 1520-nucleotide messenger RNA. RefSeq lists its product as uncharacterized. NCBI's taxonomy places the organism in Eukaryota, Fungi, Basidiomycota, Agaricomycetes, Boletales, Suillaceae. The record is from RefSeq and is a predicted model, not a curated record. The transcript has 8 exons. Bases 236 to 1225 code for a protein of 329 amino acids.
CAUUUCUAGUGAAUUGUCAGGCAUGAUUCGCUGAACUCGGAUUGACUUGAUAAACUAGCAGGAAACUUUGCUUGGUGAUCGAUACUACGAGCAAGACCAUAACGGAAAGACGCCUAGAACCAAUAUGGGCAGCCUGGACUAUCAUCAUGUAUAUACCUGAAACACGCGUCCGCCAUGAGGAUGCACCGUGACCAUCAAUGCUUAACUCACCGCCGAAUUCACCUUUCACCACAACAUGAGUACUGGCUCAAGCGACCCCUCUGCAACACAAAACGUUGUCCGUGUGGUACAUGCGACACAUCCAGACCGGGACACUUUUUUCCAUGCUACAGCCGUUUCGAGCGAAUUCCUCAAAGCGAACCAGAAGUAUGUCGGCGUAAAAUGUACGCAGUGCCAAACGAUAUUGGACAAACCUUUGAAAUGCGCAAAGUGUAAGAGUGUCUGGUAUUGCUCGAAAGAGUGCCAAAAGAAAAAUGGGUCCAAGCACAAACCAACAUGCCAUGAAGAUGAACGCUCCUCUGGCCUACUCAAACUUGUACGAAUGAUCGUCACAAACCCAGUGAUUUUUGGGUACCUCAAACUCGGUGUCAUCUUUGUCUGUGGCCUGCUCGAUGAUCCCCAAAUCGGAUUCGACGCGCCGUUCUUGGCACGUGUUGAAAUUGCUAUUGAGCCUAGUGACUUUCUUGACUUUGCUGGAUUGUAUUUCAACGACAAGACUGCUGGCGAGAAGCUUCAAGGAAUGGUACAACUCAAUGCAAUUACUGCGUGGAACAACCACAGUAUGCAAACUCCACUUGCGCCAAAGCGACUCAGCACGUGGCAUGAAGCUCGAGCAAGGUGUAACGCAGAGGGUUUCGCCAAAGAUCCUGUUGGACUCAUAGAGUUUGCCGGAUGUAGUCCUGCACACGACAGAGGGAACUCAAUGACCGCUGAGUUGCACAUCCCCGCUAUCAUGCUUGCUAUCGCAAGGAGACGUGAACCCCUCGAAUACCUCUCUGCUAUUACGGGCGCUCUAGUCAAGCAACCCCUGAACGCUGUAGCAUGUCUAGAGCAUGUCAACUUGCAUAUUCGAGCUGAUAAGCAGAAUCAGUUGCGUUUACGGGCUGAGAUGACAGAACAAGACAAGGAAACUAUUCGCGCUGCAGGCCGCAAUGAGGACGCACUUCCCUCUCGUCUUCUCAAAGAGAAGAUGCGAAGAGAACACCUUUAUGCUAAUUUGGUGUAAAUGGAAAUACUGAUAUGAGUCAUCAGUAGGCAUUCUAUCCUCCGCCUGCGACUAGUGAUCUUUCAAGUUACCCUUGGACUAUGCUUCACAACAUUGACGGGGUGUGAGCGCUUGAGCCUGGAGCUUACCACGUGAUAAAGGCGUUCUGCUUACGCGCCUCGAAUUGGACGCCGCGCCUUGUUUACGUAUUAUUCGGUCUCCUGCCAACGCUAGCGCUCAUCGAUCAUCCCUGCGUCAUCCAUGUUCCUUCUAACCGUAUUGUCCAUCAUACGCUCUUCCACGCUACCGACUGUUU